Molecule: messenger RNA, 635 nt
Organism: Polistes dominula (European paper wasp)
Lineage: Eukaryota; Metazoa; Arthropoda; Insecta; Hymenoptera; Vespidae
Gene: Chrac-14
Product: DNA polymerase epsilon subunit 3 Chrac-14
Biological process (GO): heterochromatin formation; leading strand elongation; DNA damage response
Cellular component (GO): epsilon DNA polymerase complex; CHRAC
Molecular function (GO): chromatin DNA binding; protein heterodimerization activity
Source: RefSeq, a predicted model, not a curated record
CGAACUUUUGUGAUUGUUUACUAAGAUGUAUUUUAGAGAAAAACAGCGGGAAAAUAAUAUAAAAGUGUUUUAUGAAAUCUUAUCUUUUAUUAAAAGUAUAGAAAUUUCUGAAGAAGUGCAUAUGUGCAGAAACACACAUCGUAACAUUAAAUAUUGAAGGCUUUUUAUAGAAAAAAAUAAUCAAAUGGCUGAACGAUUAGAAGAUUUAAAUCUUCCUAAUGCAGUUGUUACUAGGAUUAUAAAGGAAGCUUUGCCUGAUGGAGUUACUAUAGGAAAAGAUGCAAGAACGGCUAUUGCUAAAGCUUCAUCAAUUUUUAUUUUAUAUUUAACGUCAUCGGCCAACAUAAUAGCUAGAAAAUCAAGUCAUAAAACUAUUAGUGGGGCAGAUGUUUUACAAGCAAUGGCAGAUAUAGAAUUUGAUCAGUUUGUAGAUCCUUUGCAGGAAUCUUUAGAAAAUUUUAAAAGAACUCAAAAAGAAAAGAAAGAUGCUACUAAGAAAAAGCAAUCAAAGAAAGAGGAAGAUGAAGUAAUUGAAGACGAAGAUGCUGGAAAGGAUAAUUUAUAACAUUGUUGAGAAAUAUAAUGGUUUUGUAUAAAUAUUUCUUGAUAAUAUAAAGUCGAACGAGAAAAGUACA